CUACCUACAUUUGAUGAGAAAUUGAUAUAUAUAGCACAAAAUCUGAAAAUGACAAGCUUUGAUUACUCUCAAUUUAGUGGAAUUCAAAAAAUUUCCAGUGGAGAAUAUGCGCAAGUGUACUCGGCCACUUUUCAAGGAAAAAAGUAUGCAUUGAAAAAUUUUAAUACAAGCCUGUCCAUAGAUGACUGUUCCAUUGAACUAAUCAGGCGUGAGGUAAAAUCACGACAAUAA
This is a messenger RNA of Racocetra persica, 231 nucleotides long. NCBI's taxonomy places the organism in Eukaryota, Fungi, Glomeromycota, Glomeromycetes, Diversisporales, Gigasporaceae. The record is from the annotation of a GenBank genome assembly.